Molecule: messenger RNA, 2967 nt
Organism: Crotalus tigris (Tiger rattlesnake)
Lineage: Eukaryota; Metazoa; Chordata; Lepidosauria; Squamata; Viperidae
Gene: MDFIC
Product: MyoD family inhibitor domain containing
Exons: 2
Source: RefSeq, a predicted model, not a curated record
UUUAAAGCACAACCUCAGCGUUUGCCUCAGACAAAUGCUUUGCCGCUUGACAAGUAUAAGGAAGGAACCAGCAAAAAACAAAAUAGUCCCAGAGGUCUGAAUAGUGAAAGCGGAUUUUGCAGUGGAGUCAAAGUUGAUGCGCUAGAUAACCAAACAUUUUCUGCACCUGUUUCCCAAAAGAUACACAGAAAAAUUCAGUCCAGCCUGUUGGUCAACAUUGAAAGCAAUAGGAAAAGCUCUGCUUAUUGUCAUAAACCAAGUCCUUUAUCUGAAGAUUGCUGUGUGCAUUGCAUUUUGGCCUGCUUGUUCUGUGAAUUCAUCACCCUCUGUGGCCUCAUUUUGGAACAAACCUCAUGCGGAAUCUGCUCUGGGGUGGCCUGCUGCUGUGGGGAAGAAAUGGAAGAUGACUGCAACUGCCCAUGUGACAUGGACUGUGGCAUUAUGGAUGCCUGUUGUGAAUCAGCAGACUGUUUAGAAAUCUGUAUGGAAUGUUGUGGGAUUUGUUUCCCAUCAUAACUUUCUAUGUGUUCUGUUUCAGGAAAAGAGGCAUUGACCUUUCUUGUCCCAGGCAGCACAAUACCUUGCUGGCCAAUCAUUGCAAAGGCUGGAAGCAGCCUUUCUUGCCCCGGGCAUCCACAUGGUCUGCCCGGGCCAGUCGCUGCAGCCUGUGCCUGCCGGCCCAGGACAUAACACUAUGUAUUCUUGUUUGUUGAGUUUUGAAAAAGUAAAGAGGGCUGUUAUCUACAUCUCUCAAUUUCUUAAGAAAUUAUUUCAAAAGAUACUAUUAAAUGUUCUCACAGCAACCUGAAACACAUUGUUAAUCUCAGUGAAACUUCUGCCCAACCUUUUAUAUGCUCUAUGUGCUCUUAAUUAUAAAUUUUGAAAGGUUGAAGCACAUUUAUAAAUAAGAGAGGCAUUCUUUUCCAUUGGUUAUUGGUUUCUUAAGCAUAUCUCUCUAUUAUUAUGGUAAGCAAGAGAGACCUGUUACAUACUGGAAGAUCUUUCCUAUUACAGAGCAAACAGCUGGGCAUGAUCUUUGAAUAAAGAGGAAUAUACUGUACCCUGAGCAGUCAUGCUUUCAGUUAUCUAUUUAAUAUCACACAAUUAUGUUUACUUCAUUAUUUAAAAUGGAUUAGCAUUGCCAAACAAACAUUACAGAUCAUUAGAUGAAAGGAAGAACAAAUGUACUGAUCUUGUAUUUAAGGUAUGCUACCUUAAGUAUUGCUUAGCUUUGCCUUUUUAGAAUGAGAUUGUAUAUCAAGCAUCUGUUAAUUCAGACAUAUAAAUAACUUCUGUGACUAGUCUAGUACUAUGUUUAUCUGCUAAGACUACAUUUUUAUCUUCUUGUUGCUGGGGCAUUUGCCAUUUCUUGCUGAGUUGAGUACUUUGAAAUUGCAUCAUACUAUAGAAUAUUAUGUUAUUUUGAAAUUAAAAAUAUACUACCAUCCCAUCACAGAAAGUGAAUUUGAUUUUUAAAGCAAAUGCAAGGAAAGUGUAUAUACUUUUCUAAAAUGUCAAAGUACUUAAAUAUAACAAUUCAUAUGUAUUCUUCAAAUGGGUAUAAUUUUAUUAGUACCUAUUUCAUCUGUAAAAGUCUUCAGCUGAAACAGGAAUACAAAAUGUUUCCAUUAGAUUUAAUUCUCUAUGGACUUUCUAGUCAUGUGUGUAUAUUUUUGUAUUUACUGUAUAUUUGUGAUGGUGGAAGGAAGGAAUCUUUAUUUAAUUUUUUAAUAACUUUUAUCAAGUAUUAUAUUUAUGCAUAUAAAAAUUAAUACAAACUACUAAAAGAAGAAAAAAGUAAAGAAAAUUAUGUAAUAUAAUUUCCAUUUUUCUGUUGGAAUAAUCUUGAAACAAAACUAUUUUGCUUGUUUUACUUCAUUUCUCCAAUUCUUCUACAGUAUAUUUGUAUAUUAGAUUGUAAAAACCUGAGACAAAUAUCUUCAAUAAUAUUUCAGAAAAAAUAGUUACUUUACUCCUGGAAUUGAUAUGUCUCACAUAUGUGUUCCUUCUACUCCUUUCAAUUUGGUUUAGAAAAUUGUGUCAGAAUGAUAGACUAUAUAUUACCCUUGAUUUAUUAACCAUAGUUAUCUGCCAAUUUGUAAUUGGUUGACUCAUGCACAUUGAAUUGAUUAAGUGGACUCCAUUAUAAUUGAGUAAGUUAAGUUUCCUGCUUUUCUAGGGAAAAGUGUGUGUUAGUCUUAAAGAUGGUGUAUGAGUCUUUGGUGAGAGCUCGUCUGGUGUAGUGAUUAAAGCACCAAGCUAUAAACCAGGAGACUGAGUUCUAGUUCUGCCUUAGGCUCAAAGGAAGUUGUGGACUUCGGGGCAGUCAUUCACUCUCAGCCUUGGAAAGAAGGCAAUGGUAAACCAUUUCUGGGGGGGGGGGGGAUAACCUUGCCAAAAAUACUGCAGAGACUAGUGCUGGCAGUUGCCAGAAGUCAACACUAACUCAAAGGCAUCAAAACAAACAAAUAAACAAAAAUGAAAAACUCUGGUCUACUUAUCAGAAUGCUUGAGAAAAGAUUUAGUUAAAUACCAUACACCAUUGUUUACAAAUGAAGUAAUUUGGAUCACUAAACAUAUUAUACCAAGUUGAAAGAAACCAAAUUAUUAGAGCAGUAUUUAUCAAUCUUUGAGACUUCAACUCACAGAACUGAAGUCUGCAUAGCUUAAAUUAGCAAGAUUAAGAAACACUGGGUUAGAAUGAUGUGUGAACUGGAUUUUUGUCUGUAAUGUCACUCUCAGUUCCUGGCAAUCUCCCUCAGCAAACUGCGGUAUGUUUUUGAAAUUUACAUGCUUGUCUACCAUGCUGUGGUCUACCAACACUCUUACACUCCUAAAUUUUGGUAUAGUUCCGAAAUAUUAAGAAUUGUUAUAGUUGGACUUCCGGUGCAUUUGCGCUGGCGGAUACUUUGUAUCGUCCUCCUGAGAAAGUGUUAGAACCGCUGAGAACAGGAGGCAUCAGCUGUU